GGACACGGCUUUAAUUUUUUUUUUUUUUUCAGUAUCUUUUUUUCUUUUGAGGGGAUGCUGAGAAAGCAAGCCGUUCCCCUCCCGUGUAGCACAUUGCCUGGGCGUUCCUAUUAUGGAAGUUAAGUGAGAAACUCUGCAGCUUGAACUGAUUUGGGGAGAGAAAGGGAGAGAGAAAGGGGGUAGGGGGAGGGCGAGAGCGAGAGGAAGGCAAAAUAGCCGAACCAAACCAAUGGUUUUCCUGCAAAGUGCCGGGAAGUUUGUGGAGCACUUUCUAGGAAUCAGGUCCUUUCUCAGAGUCUCUCCUUGUCUUCCGAAGAAAGAGCUUGCUUUUGGAUUGCCAUGGAUCCUAAAGAGAGUCUUAGACACACUUGAAUAAUUCCCCUGCUUGGGCUGAAUUGAUGGGAAUUUAGGAAGGAGCGUGUGUGCAAAGCAGAAGCCUUCGGAGCUCACUCGCUGCUUCUCUAAUCUGUAUGGAUCUAAAAGUGUCACAUUCAAGACCUUUGCAUCUCCAGCUUUUGAAUUGAAGAUUUCCCUUUCCACUUUAAGUAGCUGCUAGGAAACUGAAAACUUUUGGACCUACCUCUUACUGGCUUUGGAUACUUUUUUCCUUUUUUUCUCUUUUUUUUUUUUCCUUUUUUUCUCUUUUUUAAAAUCUCUGUGGAAUUGGUCUCGCAAGCGAUCGGGAUUGUUUUUAAUAUGUCAAAAUGGGUCUGCUGACGCCACUCCUGCUCUUCGGAUUUGCGUUUUUACAAGUCUAUGGAUCCCGUCUCCGCCAAGAGGACUUUUCACCUCGGAUUGUUGAGCAUCCUUCAGAUGUGAUAGUGUCUAAAGGAGAGCCAACCACUCUGAACUGCAAAGCAGAGGGAAGGCCCACCCCCACCAUCGAGUGGUACAAGGACGGCGAGCGGGUGGAGACGGACAAGGAUGACCCGCGCUCCCACCGGAUGCUGCUGCCCAGCGGAUCUUUAUUUUUCCUACGCAUCGUGCACGGGCGCAGGAGUAAACCCGACGAGGGGAGCUACGUCUGUGUAGCAAGGAACUACCUUGGAGAAGCUGUGAGUCGCAAUGCAUCUCUGGAAGUGGCAUUGCUACGGGAUGACUUCCGCCAGAACCCUACGGACGUGGUGGUGGCAGCUGGGGAGCCGGCAAUACUGGAGUGCCAGCCGCCCCGGGGGCACCCCGAGCCCACCAUCUACUGGAAGAAAGAUAAAGUCCGCAUCGACGACAGGGAGGAGCGCAUCAGUAUCCGUGGUGGGAAGCUGAUGAUCUCCAACACCAGAAAAAGCGAUGCAGGGAUGUACACGUGUGUGGGGACCAACAUGGUGGGCGAGCGCGACAGUGACCCUGCAGAGCUGACUGUCUUUGAGCGGCCCACGUUUCUCAGGCGACCGAUUAACCAAGUGGUGCUGGAGGAGGAGGCCGUGGAUUUCCGGUGCCAGGUGCAGGGGGAUCCCACACCCACAGUCCGGUGGAAGAAAGAUGAUGCAGACUUACCAAGAGGAAGGUAUGACAUCAAGGACGACUACACCCUGCGCAUCAAGAAAGCCAUGAGCACCGAUGAAGGAACCUACACCUGCAUCGCCGAGAACCGCGUUGGCAAAGUGGAAGCCUCUGCUACACUCACCGUGCGAGCUCGCCCCGUUGCUCCCCCACAGUUUGUGGUGAGACCACGAGACCAGAUUGUAGCCCAGGGUCGAACUGUGACUUUUCCUUGUGAAACUAAAGGAAAUCCCCAGCCAGCUGUUUUCUGGCAAAAAGAAGGAAGUCAGAACCUACUCUUCCCAAACCAGCCUCUGCAGCCCAACAGCAGAUAUUCCGUGUCACCAACUGGGGACCUCACCAUUACCAACAUCCAGAGGUCUGAUGCAGGCUACUACAUUUGUCAAGCACUGACGGUUGCUGGAAGCAUUUUAGCAAAGGCUCAGCUGGAGGUUACUGAUGUCCUGACAGAUCGGCCUCCGCCCAUCAUCCUCCAGGGCCCCGUCAACCAGACGCUGGCAGUGGAUGGCACAGCUCUGCUCAAGUGCAAGGCCACCGGUGACCCCCUCCCUGUCAUCAGCUGGCUCAAGGAAGGGUUCACCUUCCUGGGCCGGGACCCUCGGACAUCCAUACAGGACCAGGGCACGCUCCAGAUCAAAGCUCUGCGGCUCUCUGAUACUGGGACUUACACUUGCGUUGCUACAAGUUCCAGUGGGGAGACGUCCUGGAGUGCUGUGCUGGAGGUGACAGAAUCUGGUGGAGCAACAGUCAGUAAAAAUUAUGAUAUAAAUGACCUCCCUGGGCCACCAUCCAAACCUCAGGUCACUGAUGUUACUAAGAACAGUGUCACCCUGUCCUGGCAGCCAGGGACCCCUGGAAGCCUACCAGCUAGUGCAUAUAUCAUUGAGGCUUUUAGUCAGUCUGUGAGCAACAGCUGGCAGACGGUGGCCAACCACGUGAAGAGCACGCUGUACACAGUGCGCGGUCUGCGCCCCAACACCAUCUACCUGUUCAUGGUCAGAGCCAUCAACCCCCAGGGCCUGAGCGACCCCAGCCCCAUGUCAGACCCCGUCCGAACCCAAGAUAUCAGCCCCCCAGCACAAGGUGUGGAUCACAGGCAAGUCCAGAAAGAGCUGGGAGAUGUCAUUGUACGGCUGCACAAUCCUGUUGUGCUGACACCCACGACAGUGCAAGUCACCUGGACGGUGGACCGGCAGUCCCAGUUUAUCCAGGGCUACCGCGUGCUGUACCGCCAGACCUCGGGCCUGCCUGCCCCGGCCACGUGGCAGAACCUGGAGGUGAAAGUCCCCACCGAGCGCAGCGCCGUGCUCGUCAGCCUCAAAAAGGGGGUCACCUAUGAGAUCAAGGUUCGCCCUUAUUUCAAUGAGUUCCAGGGGAUGGACAGUGAAUCCAAGUCUGCUCGUACCACGGAGGAAGCUCCAAGUGCUCCUCCUCAGUCUGUCACUGUCCUGACAGUUGGAAAUCACAACAGCACAAGCAUCAGCAUCUCGUGGGAUCCUCCCCCUCCAGAUCACCAAAAUGGAGUCAUCCAGGAGUACAAGAUCUGGUGCCUAGGUAAUGAGACUCGAUUUCAUAUCAACAAAACAGUAGAUGCAGCCAUUCGGUCUGUAGUAAUAGGUGGCCUAUAUCCAGGUAUCCAGUACCGCGUGGAAGUUGCUGCAAGCACCAGUGCAGGUGUGGGAGUAAAAAGUGACCCACAACCCAUAAUAAUAGGAGGUCGUAACGAAGUUGUCAUCACCGAAAACAACAACAGCAUAACUGAGCAAAUCACUGAUGUGGUGAAGCAGCCUGCCUUUAUAGCUGGCAUUGGUGGUGCAUGUUGGGUCAUUCUCAUGGGUUUCAGCAUCUGGCUGUACUGGCGGAGAAAGAAGAGGAAGGGGCUCAGCAAUUAUGCUGUCACCUUCCAAAGAGGAGAUGGAGGACUAAUGAGCAAUGGGAGUCGACCAGGUCUGUUGAAUGCCAGUGACCCCAGUUACCCUUGGCUUGCAGACUCUUGGCCUGCCACAAGUCUGCCAGUAAAUAACAGCACUAGUGGACCCAAUGAUCUUGGGAAUUUUGGUCGUGGAGAUGUGCUGCCACCAGUGCCAGGGCAAGGAGAUAAAACUGCUACCAUGCUUUCUGAUGGGGCCAUUUACAGCAGCAUCGACUUCACCACCAAAACCAGCUACAACAGCUCCAGCCAAAUAACGCAGGCUACGCCAUAUGCCACCACCCAGAUCCUGCAUUCCAACAGCAUCCACGAGCUGGCUGUCGAUUUACCAGAUCCACAGUGGAAAAGCUCAAUUCAGCAAAAAAAUGACCUCAUGGGAUUUGGUUACUCUCUCCCAGACCAAGGCAAAGGCAACAAUGGUGGCAAAGGAGGGAAAAAGAAGAAAAACAAAAAUACUGCCAAGCCCCAGAAAAACAAUGGUUCAACCUGGGCCAGUGUUCCCCUCCCACCCCCUCCUGUGCAGCCACUUCCAGGCACAGAGCUGGAGCACUAUGGGGUGGAUCAGCAAGAAGCAGGAUAUGACAGUGAUGGUUGGUGUCCACCUUUGCCAGUUCAGACCUACCUGCAUCAGGGCAUGGAAGAUGAGCUUGAAGAAGAUGAUGAUCGUGUCCCCACACCUCCUGUCCGGGGAGUAGCUUCAUCUCCUGCCAUCUCCUUUGGGCAGCAGUCGACUGCAACUCUCACGCCUUCCCCACGAGAGGAGAUGCAGCCAAUGCUUCAAGCUCACCUUGAUGAGUUAACAAGGGCUUACCAGUUUGAUAUAGCAAAGCAGACAUGGCACAUCCAAAGCAAUACCCAACCUCCUCAGGCUCCAGUUCCUCCCCUAGGAUAUGUAUCUGGAAACCUUAUUUCAGAUUUGGAAACAGAUGUUCCAGAUGACGAUGAUGAUGAGGACGAUAUUGAAGAAGAAACUGUAGAAAUCAGUAGGCCACUAAGAGGUCUAGAGCAUACUCCAGGCUCCAGUAUGGACAAUCUAGGCAGCUCUGUAACAGGUUCAAUGGUAAAUGGAUGGGGUUCUGCGUCUGAUGAGGACCGUAACUUUUCUAGCCAUAGAUCUAGUGUAGGUAGCUCCUCAGAUGACUCCAUCUUUACCAGCGGCACUUUUGCACAAGCACUGGUUGCAGCAGCAGAUAAAGCUGGGUUUAGGCUGGAUGGAACCAGCCUGACAAGAACAGGCAAAGCAUAUUCUUCCUCUCAGAGACCUCGGCCAGGCAGUCCUUUUUCUACUGACAGCAACACGAGUGCAGCUGUCAGUCAGGGUCAGAGGCCGAGGCCCACGAAGAAACACAAGGGCGGGCGUUUGGAGCAGCCCCCUCUGCCUCAUCGCCGCGAGGGAAUCACGGACGAUCUUCCACCACCACCCGACCCGCCCCCCGGUCAGGGUUUAAGGCAGCCCAUAGUGCCCGGCCAGCGCGGAGGCUCUGCCGAGAGGAAGGGGAGCUCUCUGGAGAGGCAGCACGCAGCAGCCAACGUAGAUGACACAAAGAGCUCCCUGGACCGGCCCGCUAGGACAUCACUAGAGUGGCAGCGGCAAGCCCAGGAGUGGAUAAGCUCUACAGACCGCCAAGAGGAUUUCAGGAAAGCCCAACACAAACAAGCCUUCGGAUCAGAAGAGGCGCUCGUACCAUAUAGUAAACCCAACUUCCCAUCCCCUGGUGGCCACAGCUCUUCAGGAACAUCUUCUUCUAAAGGAUCAACUGGACCCAGAAAAGGUGAAGUCUUGCGAGGAGGUCACCAACGCAAUGCCAGUGACCUUCUCGAUAUAGGCUAUGUGGGAUCAAACAGUCAAGGACAGUUUACUGGUGAAUUAUAGUAGUUGAGAAGACACAUUGCAAGCUGCUCUGAUGGACCACCAGGUCUGAACUCAUGGAAGUGAUGACACUAAACAGUGCAAUGAACAUUUUCUUUAUUUAUGUACUAUUAAAAGAACUGUAAAUGCAAUGUAAAGACACACAGCCACACAUAUCCCACAGAUACUUUACUUGUGUUCUUCUCUUUAAUACACCAUCCACCUUAAACUAUUCCUUGUCAGGAGUAUAUAAAAAAAAGAAAGAAAAAAAAACCACCCUCCAGGAUUAAAAGGAUUUCCUUCUGUAUAUAAUUUCUUUUGUUGCAUUGCUAUGCAAGCUCACCUUCUUUUUAGCUAUGUUCAUAUUCAUGUCUGUUUUUACUGGUCUGUUGUACUAUAUGUGAAUUAAUAGGCUGUGGUGCCAUAUAUUAACUUUUAAUUGUGUAACUUUUAUGUUUAAAGUUUGCACUGCAAUUUUAUUUGGUGAUAAGCACAAAACUCUACUCCUCAUGACAUGAAGAAAAAAGAGACUGAAUGUGUGAAGAAGGUUUACAUCCUUUAAACUACUUUGGAUAAUGCUAGAUGUAAAGGAGUAUGUUAGGUGGUUUUCCAUUGGGGUGUAGAAAUGAGAAAGUGACAGGCAAAACUGAUGUCAGUGAAGACAUUAGAGACAGAUUUAAACCUUUUAAAAGCAAGCAACAUAGUUGCUCUUCCUAUUUAAGAAGGGGUCAGAAGUUGGAAGUGUGAGAUUAAAGAGUGAAAAUGAAAACUAAAGGUAGCAUGAGACGGCCUAGACCCUUUCACUAGAGUGAUACCCUUAGUAUCUGCUAUUAGCCAUCCCAUGCCACUAAGGGGAAGAAAAACAAACCUUGCUACAAAUAAAAGAACUUAAGGUGUUUCACUAAAGCUGUUUUUAUUUUGCAGUUUUAAAAGAAUUAUUACCAUUCAUUUUACCAGCCCAAAACAUAGGACAGAGAUUUUUCAGGAGAUAUAAACCACAUAAAUACAAGGAAUACCUAGUAAGAAGAUAAGAAUGCAAUUUAUUACUAAGACAUAUUCAGGCUGCUUCCAAAAAACUGAAAUGUCAGAGUAUCUUAUUUUAUCUUUCCAAUACAUGUACAGUAUGAUAGAGGAUAAAGCUGCACCACUGAAAUUCAUGACAUUAAUUGUUUUGAUGCAGUCUACACAAACCUUUCUGUUCCAUACCUGAAGCCUGUAAGAGCUGGAGUUGGAUCCACUAAAUUUGUAGUAAAAUGUUCAGUUUUUGGAAGGAAAGCAAUGGUCAAAUUAUUUUUGACUUGCAGUAAGUAUAUUUCUGGCAAUACAAUACAUCCAAAAAGUUGGAUAUAAGCAAAGGAAAUCUUUGACCUGUGUUUUAGGGAGUGGCUUCAAACUCUACUAUGACGAGGAAAUAACGCAUGUUUAUACACUUUUUGAAUAAACCAGACUCUGUAAGUGGACAUUAAUGACAGCAUCCUGUCUCUUCAUUAAGUUUCAUGACUUUGUCCAAGUCUUCUUUACCUCUCAAAUCUCAAAGAAUAAAUUCUCAAGCUUUUCUUAGAAUAUUGUGUGUGGCUAACCCACCCAUUACUUUGAUGCUUAAUUUAAAUAUUGCAUCUUACAGCUUAUUUCUGUUAGUUAUCUGACCAUGACCACAAGUUUCCAUUGAAUACCCUUUUCAUAUAACCAGUCUAUGUUGUUUUAUAUUUUGCCUUGGAGCUCACCAGUAUUAAGAACACUUUUUGUCAUGGCAGAAUUUUAGAAAAGUAAAUUACGAUGCUAAAUAUGUGUUGCUUUUCAUUUCAUUAACUUGUUCCAUGAUAAGAUAAAACACGACAGCCAUCAGCUAUAACUCAGCACUAUGGAAUAUUGAAAAAUGCUAGUUAGCUCCCUUAAGGUCAAGAUGUGUUAUUUAGCAAGUUGAAAACAAAAAAAAAAAAGGUUGAGGAAAAAAAGUAGGAAUUUAUUUACGUAUGUGACCAAUGAGUAUAUGCCAUUUUCCUGCUUGUUAGAACACUAUAGUUAAAAACAUAACUUAAGGAUGUGCAAAAAUGUUCAAGUGAGAUAAAGAAUGCAGCAUAAUUACAUGUGCAUGGUCUUUAUUUUGGUAUAUACCAUAUGAAGAGAAGACUAUUCAGAGUACAAUUCAAAUUUAAUUCUCUGGAAAAUGUUUAACUCAGCCACCGAUAGUUGUUUUUUCCCCAUUUAAUUCAAAAGCUUGUGCUGAGCUUUGGUGGAACACCUUACUCACUCUGUUCUAUUCAAAAUUCAGUAUCUUUAGAGGUUGAUAAAGCCAUUCCAAUUACUUUCAAAUAUGUGUUUUAUCUCUUCCACUGGAAAGUAAAUGUGUGUCAGUAUUAAAGCUGUUCAGUACCAUGAUAUUCACUAACUUGUCCAUCUGCUUCUGUACAUUUUGUUCAUUAAUAAUUUGCUUACAAUAUCACAUAAGGUGUUGUUGUGUAUGGCAAAGUGUCUCCAUUAUCUUACAGGUGAUGUCUCUUCUUUUUUUUUUUCUCUCUCUUUUCUAUACAGUGUACUUCCAAUGAACCACAGUACAUAUUUUUUAAAAUGCCAUUUAAUUUACUAUUUUAAAAGAAGUAUUCUUCUUUUUUAAAAAAAAAUGAAAACAUUUAUUGUGAAUAAUGUGUUUAAAGAAAAGGGAUGUUGUGGCAGCACUUAGAAUUGUUUAUUAAUUUGCUUUUUUUAAAAAACUGUUUAUUGGCUACAGUUUGUUCACGAAAAAGUAUGACCUCUUAAUGUGUUUCAUUGGUAUUGUUAGUGCAGCAAAGUUUAAUUGGCAUAAGAAGUUGGUUAAUAGUACUGUUGAAGUGUGUAUUGUAUAUUUACUGGGGAAAAAUAAAACAUAUUCACAUUUCAAAUCUA
Messenger RNA from Haemorhous mexicanus (house finch), 8162 nucleotides. It is a transcript of the gene ROBO2, whose product is annotated as roundabout guidance receptor 2. The record is from RefSeq and is a predicted model, not a curated record. The transcript has 29 exons. NCBI's taxonomy places the organism in Eukaryota, Metazoa, Chordata, Aves, Passeriformes, Fringillidae. The coding region runs from base 705 to 5303 and encodes 1532 amino acids. Gene Ontology annotation, molecular function: protein binding.